This is a messenger RNA of Macrosteles quadrilineatus (aster leafhopper), 1091 nucleotides long. RefSeq names its product protein MAK16 homolog (gene Rbm13). Bases 143 to 1060 code for a protein of 305 amino acids. The record is from RefSeq and is a predicted model, not a curated record. The transcript has 9 exons. Gene Ontology annotation, biological process: maturation of LSU-rRNA; maturation of 5.8S rRNA. Gene Ontology annotation, cellular component: preribosome, large subunit precursor; nucleolus. NCBI's taxonomy places the organism in Eukaryota, Metazoa, Arthropoda, Insecta, Hemiptera, Cicadellidae.
GUGCUGUCUGUAUGCUGCCUCUGAGGUUAUGUUCUAUUGUUCUGAGUCCAGGUCCAGCCAGGCCUAUAACAAACAAUCUGCCUGAGCCUUCAUACAUUUUGGGAGGAUAACGUUAUAAGUAGCCUAUCAGUUGAUAAAUAGAAUGCAGCAGGACGAUGUUGUGUGGGGUAUCAUCAACAAUUCAUUUUGUUCAUUUAAAGUCAACACAAAAACUCAGCAGUUUUGCAGAAAUGAAUACAAUCUCACAGGAACAUGUAACAGAUCUUCCUGUCCACUUGCCAACAGUCAAUAUGCCACCGUAAGAGAGGAAAAAGGAAUAAUCUACCUUUACAUGAAGACUACAGAAAGGUCUGCUUUUCCUAGAAAAACAUGGGAACGAGUUAAAUUAUCAAGAAACUUUGAAAAGGCCAUAUAUCAAAUAAACGAAAAUCUACUUUUUUGGCCUCAAUUUAUCAAAUCUAAAUGCAAGCAAAGGUUUGUCAAAAUAACCCAGUACCUGAUUCGGAUGAGGAAGUUGAGGCUAAGGAGACAGAAGAAGCUUGUUCCAUUGCCCCGGAAGGUAGAGAGAAGGAUAAAGAGGAGGGAAGAAAAAGCACUUAUUGCUGCUCAGCUGGACAAUGCAAUAGAGAAGCAGUUGAUGGAAAGAUUGAAGAAAGGAGUGUAUGGAGACAUAUACAACUUCCCACAGAAUGUAUUUGAGAAGGCACUGGACAAAGAAGAAGUGGAGGGAGAGGACGAGAGUGAGCAGGAAGAAGAGGAAGAGGACGAAGAAGCUGAGCUGGAUCCUGAUAUAGAGAAAGAGCUGCAGAAACAGCCUGAGUUUGUGGAAGGUGAUAGUGGAGAUGAAGACGAUGAGAUGUCAGACAGUGGGGAUGUGGAAUCAUUGGAUGACUUUGACGAAUCAGACAUUGAGGAUAUUGAGGAGGUGUCCGAGCUAAAAGAACCAUCCAAAGCGGCAAAUAUCAAAACUGCUAAGUCCAAGAGGCCACACUUGGAGGUUGAAUAUGAAAGUGAGACAUCUACCAGACCGAAAACCAAGCGGAAAGAUGUUUCAUUCUAGAAUCAAAUAAACUUACUAUUUUUAUUGAAAA